UUCCGCCUUGUGACAGCGCUCCAUGUUGUUGCCUGCGAAUCUCCGGCGCUAUUCUCCAAGCUUCUUGCACGUGUGUCUCCUGAGUAUCGCAGGAAUGUCGAGCAAGACGUCCUUAAUCAGUAAAGAGAAGGCUCUUCCAGGGAGAUCGGAGGCGAUGGUUGUGGCAGGUAAGCAUGCAGUCAGUGGUCAUCCUGUGAAGGAACCCUUUCCUGAAGAAAUGGAACGUGUAAUUUUUGGAAUGGGCUGCUUUUGGGGAGCAGAGCGACGUUUCUGGAAGACCCCAGGUGUUUAUUCUACACAUGUAGGAUAUGCAGGAGGCUUCACAGUGAACCCACUAUAUAAGGAGGUUUGCUCAGGUCUUACUGGGCACUCUGAGGUAGUGAGAGUCAUCUAUGAACCAAAGAAAGUAAGUUUUGAAGAGCUGUUAAAAAUCUUCUGGGAGAAUCAUGACCCCACACAAGGUAUGAGGCAGGGUAAAGAUGUGGGAACACAGUAUCGAUCUGUUAUUUAUACCUACAUACCUUACCAGCUGGAAAUGGCCCUGAAAAGCAAAGAAGUAUACCAAAAGAUGCUGAAUGAGAAGAAGCUUGGCACCAUCACCACAGAGAUCAAGGAAGCGCCAGAAUUUUAUUAUGCGGAGGAUUAUCACCAGCAAUAUCUUCACAAAGUGCCUAAUGGCUACUGUGGGCUGAAAGGCACAGGUGUGAGCUGUCCAAUUGGUCUGAGCCAAAGAGAAGACCUCUAGUUUGCCAGCAGUCAAGUUUGGAGUCUUCUUCACUGAUGGCAUGACAUAUUGUGCACUAUGCUUGGGGAUUUUUUAGUUUUAUUUAACUCUAGAAAUAUUUGAUGUAAAUUUCUCCUUUUUAAAAUGAUAUUGACUCUGAGUGGAGGAUGUUUGAAUACCAAGCUCCUUUGAAAUCAUCUCUGGGCCAAAUGGGCACGUGCUAAUCAGAGUGAAUACAUUCUAAGAUACUUAUUCUGAUUGUUAAAAUUAUUUUCAUAUUAAUCCAAUCAAAUUGUUUGCAAAACAGACUGUCAUUUUAAAUCAUUUAUUUGCUGGAAAGGAUAAAUAGUUAGUAGAACUGGCGCACUUUCAAGAAAAGUUGUUGUCUUCCUUAUUGUGCCUUUUGCCACUUUAGGUUGAGCAUACUGUGGUAACAUAAUCUAUGCGUGAAAUGAAAGAAGUCAUGCAAGGUUAGAAUCCAUAAAAAAUAUUUUAGGUUUAAGAACAGGUAAUCAAUUUCAUGCUUUCUUUUAGUGUACCUUUAUAACAAUAAAACAUAUGGGACUUUUACAGU
Polypterus senegalus (gray bichir) is the source of this 1298-nucleotide messenger RNA. Its product is annotated as peptide methionine sulfoxide reductase MsrA-like. The transcript has 6 exons. The coding region runs from base 23 to 745 and encodes 240 amino acids. Gene Ontology annotation, cellular component: cytoplasm. Lineage: Eukaryota; Metazoa; Chordata; Cladistia; Polypteriformes; Polypteridae. Gene Ontology annotation, biological process: cellular response to oxidative stress. Gene Ontology annotation, molecular function: peptide-methionine (S)-S-oxide reductase activity. The record is from RefSeq and is a predicted model, not a curated record.